GCUCUGUGUUUACUAAAUACAACGAUGCUGCAGCAACAUAAAAUUGGCUCCUUUUAGGGAGCAGCUAUGCGGGAGAAGCGCUUCUGCGCAACGGCAGCAGCGCUUCUGCUAGGUCUCGCGCUGCUACCACUGCUGCAACCUGCGAUCGGUCAAAAAGCAUGUCCAGAAGGCUGUAGUAAAUUCGGGACGUGCAAUUUGGAGUUGGGCAGAUGCGACUGCCCCUGGAACUAUACCGGCGAUGCGUGCCAGACUCACAACCCAGCGGGCUUCUGCGUGAAGCGCCUGGGCGUAGACAACCCCAUCAACACCUGUAAAGAUGGCGAUCCGACACUAUGUGUCAACGCCUGUAAUGGGCGGGGAGACUGCAAGGGUGGCUUUUGCCACUGCAAAGAAGGGUACUUCGGGACGGACUGUGCACUAUCGUAUAACGAUCAGGGGAAAAUUGAGGUGCUUGCGGGCCUGAACUACCGCCUGAACAAGCGGGGCCCCAACAUUUACAUCUACGAGGUGCCCCCGGAGUACCACGUCAAGCGCGAUAUCCACAAGGUGGACCGGCCGCCGCUGCAGCUGGCCUUCAUGGAGCGCAUCCUGUCGGGGGGCCACCGCACACACAACCCAGAGGAGGCGGACUUCUUCUACAUCCCCGGCAGCUCCCGCGAUCUGAAGAAGGCCUUCCUGCUGCAGCCGCUGCUGGCCUACAUCAGCACCACCUGGCCCUUCUGGAACGCCACCGGAGGGGCCAGGCACAUCAUGCCGGCGGAGGGCGACGUGGGCACGUGCGAGCUGCCGCUCAAGGUGCGGCUGUUCACGGCCAACGUGACGUGGCUGCAGUUCUGGGGCAUGUACGACUUCCACCCGCACUGGACCCAGAUCUUCCACAACCGCAUCCCCUGCAUGGUGCCGGGCCGGGACAUCGUGGUGCCCUUCAUGGCCAUGUCCAGCCACGACCGCUUCGUGAUUGAGACGCCGCUGCACCCGCGCAACCAGAAGCGUAACCGCACCAACACCUUCUUCUUCGCGGGCGGCGUGUGCGGCAGCGGCAACAAGCGCGCGCUGCCGCCGCACUGCACCUACUACAAGCAAGUGCGCUACAGCGGCGGCGUGCGCCAGGCGGUGUACCUGCACUUCCACAACCGCACCGGCUGGCGUGUUGUGCCCGGCACCGACGACUACGCGCGCGACUACGCCUCCAGCCGCUUCUGCCUGGCGGCGGCGGGCGGCGGCUGGGGCAAGCGCGGCAUCGUGGCAGCCAUGUACGGCUGCAUCCCCGUGGCGGCCACCGACAUGCUGUACGAGGCCUUCGAGCCGGAGAUGGACUGGGGCAGGUUCGGUGUGCGCAUCACGCAGGCCGAGAUCCCCCAGCUCGCGGACAAGCUGGAGGCGUACAGCGAGGCGGAGGUGGCGCGCAUGCAGGAGCGCACCGCCUGCGCCGCGCAGCACCUGCACUGGAGCACCAACCUGGGGGGCAUCAUGGGCGAGACAGGCGAGUUUGACGCCUUCAACACCAUCAUGGCCAUCUUGCGGAUGCGGCGAAAGCGGCCCGACCUAAAGCCGGAGCAGUACUACGACCAGGACGAGGACUUUAAAAACUUUAUCGACUGCAAGCCAUACCGGCCCUCGGCACGGCACACCCCCCUCUGCACCAUGUACGUGGGCCCGGGCAUGGAGCCGCGCGGCUACGAGGACGCCUGCCCCGCCGCCCGGUACUACUUCCGCCGCAAGAUGGGGCCGCCCGGCGGCGCCAUCUGCGCGCUGGCCAACAGCCGCUCCGCAGCGUGCUGCCAGCUGCAGAUAUGGCUGGCGGUAGCGGCGGGGCCGGCGGCGGAGGCAGCAGCAGCCGAGCAGCACAGGCGCUGCGCAGCAGUGUGGAGCGUGGGAGGACGGGCGCAGCGGCCGAGGGCACUGGGCGCGGACGUGGCGGCGGGCGGGCGGGGGCAGGAGCGCAGCCGGCAGCUGGUGCGUGGAGCCGAGCGGAGUCCAAGGGGGGGUGCUGUCGUGCCCAGGGUCGCUGCUGCGGCGGCAGACGACCCACAGGCUGCGGCGCCCCCGCUGUGCACCAUGUUCAUCAGCCCGCUGUACACCAAGUUCGACGACACCUGCCCCGCCAAGCACUUCAGGUACUACAUGCGACGGAAGAUGGGCCCGCCCGGCGGCGCCAUCUGUGUAGACGCCAAGGACCUGGCCUCAUGCCGCCGCUUUGACUGAUGCCGUUUGGGCUACCGGAGAGGUCUGCUGGCAUCGUUUGCUCGCCAGCGAAGAGCACAUGUGCGGGUACCCUGCUCCAGACCCCAGUGGUGCGCCACCUUCAUCGGUGGCGGACUAUUACUGGGGCAGUAGGCGCUGUAUGCCAGAGCGUGCCGGUGCCUGUGUCAUGAGCAGUGGUGGAGAGCAGUGGCGUAAGCAGUCGAGCAGGGUGGGGUCCGAGGACCCAAACGAAUGAAUAUGUGCAAUGAGAACUGCUGCAUCACAAAUGCAGGAAACAAACGAAUUUGUGGGAGACUGAUGCGCCUGUGACUGGUGUUUGCAACCGGCAAAGAAUGCAUGAAGCUGCGGGUGUGCUGCGGCAGGCUGCGGUAGCGCGAGUGAACCGCCGCAGGUGUGGGCUGGCCGCUACGCCGGGAUGUUCAAGGCUGUAAAAGCUUGGAGGC
Molecule: messenger RNA, 2648 nt
Organism: Chlamydomonas reinhardtii
Lineage: Eukaryota; Viridiplantae; Chlorophyta; Chlorophyceae; Chlamydomonadales; Chlamydomonadaceae
Exons: 13
Coding region: 67-2205 (712 amino acids)
Molecular function (GO): glycosyltransferase activity
Source: RefSeq, a predicted model, not a curated record